Messenger RNA from Moesziomyces antarcticus, 3732 nucleotides. RefSeq lists its product as uncharacterized. The record is from RefSeq and is a predicted model, not a curated record. The transcript has 7 exons. Gene Ontology annotation, cellular component: nucleus. The coding region runs from base 1 to 3732 and encodes 1243 amino acids. Lineage: Eukaryota; Fungi; Basidiomycota; Ustilaginomycetes; Ustilaginales; Ustilaginaceae. Gene Ontology annotation, molecular function: DNA-binding transcription factor activity, RNA polymerase II-specific; zinc ion binding; transcription cis-regulatory region binding. Gene Ontology annotation, biological process: DNA-templated transcription; regulation of DNA-templated transcription.
AUGCGGUCCGGCAAGUCGAAGCGAGGCGAGGCGAGGCAAGGCAAGGCGAGGGGUGGGCCGUGUGGAGCAAGGAGAAAGGUCACUGCGGUGGGUGUGGUUGGGGCAAAGAACGGAAGCGAGAAGCCCAGAGAGAAGGCCGAGAGAGGGUUGGGGAAGCGCAGCCGAGCCAUCCAGGGACGCGAGGCCACGCCACGACGGCAGAGCGGCGCAAGGGAGCAGCAGCAGCAGCAGCAGCAAGGUGGAGAUCUGCAACGGGCACGGCGCGGUUGCAGCUUGGGUUCCAGUUGGCCUUGCAAGCACCGCUUGAAGAGCCCAGCCACGGGCUCGACGUCGGCCGCUCCGACGGGCGCAACCCCGCCGGUCGAUUCUGCACGGUCUCUCUCGCCGCCCACUAUCACUAUCAGUCGACUCGUCAAAGCUGGCGACCGAUGGCCUGAGUUGUCAAAGGCGCAGUGGGUGGGCGUGUGGGUGUAUGGCCAGGCCAAUUUAGGGACCGCCAUGCGGGCAUCCGAAUCUCAGGUGGAAGACGGCGCUCCGAACCGUAAUCGUGCAGCUCCCGAGGGUGCGGAUUUUUCCGGCGGUGUGAGAUCACAACAAGCUGCCGCCUUCGCGCUGGAAGGAGGCAUGUGGGAUCGCAACAUACUCAGUCUACCACAGACGCAGCGAAAGGGCGGAAGGGCGAGUGUGCCUCUGGCGCCUGUUCACUACCGUGCGGACACGGCGGUCGUCGGUCGCACGUCGCUUCCACCCUUUCUUUUUCGGCAACUCUUGCCAAAAUUCCAUCCGCAGAAGGCGGCUGCAGUUGCUUUUUCGCUCGACUCGAUACUGGCCGCCUCGACCCCACCACCUCGCCCCCCUUCCACCACAAUCCGUUUCUUCAUUCACAGCAUCGACACCAUGGACGAAGAACUGGUCGAUGAUCGACCUAGGAUCCGCAACUCCCAAGCCUGCCUCGAGUGCAGAAAAGCCAAGAUCAAAUGCAACGGCAAGCGCAAAGACGCGCAGAACUGUUCCAGAUGUGAAGCCAAGGGGCUCGAUUGCUCUUGGACAGCCUCACGCCGCGGAAAGAAGCCUGGCACCAAAAAUCUGGCUACGCGUGCGCGCGAACAGUCUGAAGCCCUCCAACGUCAGCUCGAGCAGCAGCUCCACACCAAGGUCGAUCGAAGCUCGCCUCCUGCGUAUGAUUCUCAACCCAGCCUUUAUCGACAAGCAUGGGACCCGGCAAGCCAACCGCGCGCGUCGACCUCCUAUCCUCCGCACCCUGCCGAGACGGAACAGCGCCUGAUGCAUCGCUACGGCUCCGAUGUAAGCAACCACCAGUCACCUCAAAGCACAGCCACAGCCUCGUCGUCGUCCGGCUCGCAUCUCUCGUCGUCCGUGCCCACCGCCAUGUCUUCGAAUGGUCACAACGGCAGUCACACGAGCAACUUCAGCGGCAACAGCAGUCGACGUACUUCCAAGUACCACGACGGCCUCCUCAUUCGCGAAUCACGCAUGCCGCCUUCUUCCACCAAUCCGCUCCUUUGUCUUUCUGAGGCUGCGCUCGGUAAACGUUGCACCGAAUCUGACAGCGAAGAAGACGAGCUUGCGGCCGACAACGAGCCCAUCGAAGCAGACGCCCAGCUUCUGGGAGACCAGGAGGAUGGCAAGAAACGCUCGGCCCUCCACCCGUUUGUGGACGACUUGAUCAACGAGGAGGAUGACGCCCAGGCCAAGUCGGCUCGCGAGAUUGCAAGCAUGCUCGAGAGCAGUGGCUGGACUCGUUCGUGCCUUGCCCAUGCUGCAUGCGAACGUGCUUCGUACUUUUCCGGCGCAUCCGCGUCAGCCAGCUGGGAUACGCGCCGAUGCGAUCCGUUGGAGCAGGGCAUCGUGACGAUGGACGAAGCACGUCGCCUGUUCCAGCUCUUUAUGGACACGGUUCACGAGCAGUUCUGCAUCCUCGAUCCCGUCAUUCACAACGUCGCCACCAUCAAGGAAUCCUCCAACUUUCUCUUUUCGGUCAUUUUGGCCAUCGCCACUUCCAUCGAUCGCAGUCCCCGCUCGAUCCGGCAAUUCGAGCUCCUGCGCAAGCUGGUCGACUCGCUCGUUGUCGAAGUGCUCAGCCGCAACGUCAAGAGCGUCGAGGUCGUCAAGGGCCUCAUCGUGUGGCCCAUGUGGGCGCAUCUCACCCCCCUGAUGGCCGAGGAUCGAGCGUGGCUGCUUAUCGGAACGGCGGCACGCAUGGCCAAGGAGUUGGAUCUUGCCAUGCGCGACGACGUGCCGCAGGAAGACGAGCUCGCUCGUCGUCACGCCCGUGAUCGCUCCAGGACAUGGGCACUGGCUGCCAUCAUGGAGAGAAGCUUCUCGUCCUUCUCGGGCCAGCGUCCCAACACCACGCUCGACGUGGACUGGGGUACGCUCAACGAUUGGCUCAAAUCGCCCAUCUCGCUCGACGGCGAUAUUCAGGUCGUGGCGUUCCUGCAUCUGCGCCGUAUCGAGGAGAUCAUGCGGACGCGCAUCUUCAGUCAGAGCUACUACGAGGUCGGCUCGAUCGAGAGCAUCCGCGUCUCUGCCAACGUGCUUCUCGAGGCGUGGUCCGAGGCCUGGUGCGAGCAUCCGGCGCUGGACAAGCACCCGCUCACCUCGACCAUUAUGCGCAUCAUUGGACUGCACGUGCGCGUGCUCAUUAACACGCAUGCCAUUCGCGAGUCUGACCGCAGAAGGGCAAUCUGCGAAUCGUCCAACAUGCGCAUCCUGCGCAUCUGCGGCGAAUCGGUCAAAGCGGCGCGCGAAUGCUGCGUGAUGCUCUUGAAGGACGCGUGUCGACUGGCGCUUGACAAUUUGCAAGGCCAGGCGCACACCGUUAGUAGGAUCGUGGCAGCCAUGCUGGGUUGGUCAGGCGUGCAUUUGCUCAAGAACGGACCGAUCGAUACUCGUGGCCUGGUGGUGCAGUUGGGCCUGCUGCUGGCCGGCGACCCGCUGGACUCUGCCCAUUCGCGCUCCUUUGCGCGCUUCUACGGUCGCUUCAUCCUCUCCCUCAGCGCCGAGCUGGUGGAGCGGGAUCGGGCCGAAAAGCACCGCAGGAAGCGCCAGCGACUGCGAGGAUCGUCUCACAUGUCGACAGGCUCUAGCGGCGUAGGCAUCGCGAGCCCGCGCGGCGAAGCAAGCAACAUGGCUCGCCACAACACGGCAGGCAGCGCUGCGGCCAGCCACGAUGCAGGCAAGGCUGUCGUUGCUCCCGGCCUAGGCACCUCCGUGCCAGCCGCCGCGAUGAGUGACAUGGCAUUCGCUUUCGAGUCUGCGGCCCAGAGCGGGCUGCAGACGCCCGGCAUGAUGGGACGACCGGCAAUGAUGGGCCAUCCAGGUGGUGCCGCCGCGAACUCCAUGUCGCCAUCCAUCUCCAACGCAGCUGGUCAGUCGCAUGCAUUCAUGCCGGCGGCUGGCACUGGCGCCGCCAGCUCGACGAACCACAUGGCAGGCAUGUUGAGUGGCGGCAGCGGUGCUGGAGGUGCGUCGCCAUUCUCGUCGGCGUACCGUUCAGCGACCGUGCCGUCGUCCAUGGCAAGCAACGGCGCCUCGGGAUUGGAUCCGGUGACUAGUACCUGGCUGGGCACCGACGACCUGCUGGACCAGUACAUGCAGAGCAUCCUGCCGAUCUUCAACGACUUUGAUCAUGCCACCAACAACACCAUGAUGAACAGCAUUGGCGGCGGCGGUGGCGUCGGGGUGCCCAUCUCGGAAGUAGGGCGUUAG